Messenger RNA from Orbicella faveolata, 7406 nucleotides. RefSeq lists its product as uncharacterized. The record is from RefSeq and is a predicted model, not a curated record. NCBI's taxonomy places the organism in Eukaryota, Metazoa, Cnidaria, Anthozoa, Scleractinia, Merulinidae.
UUCUAAAGAUAUAAUGCGAGAAGCCUGAGAAAAGGUUCUUAUGAGGGGUUUGUUAUAAGAAUUUUAUCUAGUUCAAUGAGAUUAUUAUUAACAAGCUAGUUUUCGGUUGAACCUCCCCUUCCCUCCCCUCCCAUCCCCACCCAUCCUGUUCUGCAUGCAACAGUUUUGUACUUUCCUUUACAAGGUCCGGACAAGCGACAGUUGUACUUAGGGGAGCCGCAUGCCUCAAUACUCCCAGAAUACAACAGCGAUUUUCCAGCGCCUGUUGUUUUACCAUCCGGGGUAGUGCCUGACGCGGGAGUGGUCCCCGCAGCGGGGGCCAUUGCACCCGCUCCUCUCAUAGCUCCUGCGCCUGUGAUAUUACCAGCUGAUGCCAUCAAGGAGAAGAACAAAGCGUACCCAGAUGCUGAAGGUUGUCACUUUGUUUAACAAAUUUUUUAUCUGUUUCUUCGUAAUCACCAGAAAUUAGUUAUGCGUUUUUACUUUCAUCUUGUCAGAAAAUUUCGUAUUUUAGCCACAGAAUCGUCACUUUUCUAUUGAAAGAAAAACCAGUGUCCAAUUGGCUCAGUUCGAAUUCUUUCAUUUAAUCAAGGUAUUCUUUUGCGCAAGACUUUAAAUCUCAUUUAAAGCAUGUAUUGAUUUUGUGUCUAGGGAAGGCCAAACGUUUUCAGCUUCCCUUUUCAGCCUCAAACCAAGUGACUCAGUCUCAGUGGGCUGGUUCACCACCUCAAGAUGCACUAUCGUCACGGCCUUCAUUGCCAUUUUACGGAAAUCAAAUACCUCAGUCCCCCGAAGCAAGCAUGUUUGGUCAGCAGAUCCCGCUCACUUCUCCACCAACAGUUCCUAUUGCUACAAACGAGAUGUUUGAUGAUCCCACAAACCGGGAUCAACUCAGCUCUACAAGUUUGUCAUUUCUACAAGGGCAGUUUCAAUCCCGGAAUUCACGACCCGCUGGAGAAAAGGUAGAAUACUUUGAGCCCAACGACAGCCAGGAAACAUCGCCUUACUUAGAUUCUAAGCAGUUCGCGGACAACGGCCCGACAAGGGAGGACUUGAAAACUAUCCAGCCUCUCCUCGACAAUGAAAAUGACAUCACGAAUGCCAUAAUCAAAGAUGCUUGGUCACAAGAUACCGCACUUACGUCGUCAAGACAAGCUGUCUCAGAGGGUCUGACCACUUCACACCAACUGGCUAAUAUCGAGUGGAAGAACAAACCAGUUUUUCAAGAAAAACCUUCCAAGCAAUCCAAUCCUAGCGAUUUUGUACUAGACCAGGUGCACCCUGAAGUCUUGCACAAACAAGAAUUAUCGCCCCAUCAUAAUUUGCAGGGACAAAUAUCAAUGGUAGGUGAGGCAAUUCAGCAGACCUAUACUGCGACAACAAACAAUAAAAUUCCAACUGAUAACUCAUCUGCCGGGAUCAUGUUCCAUCAUCAUUUGCAAGAAGACAUGUCGAUGGCAGAUAAAAAAAACCACACCGCCAAGUCAGCAACAACAGACAGUAGAAUUCCAACUGAUAACUCAUCUGCUAUGAUAAAAGACACAUCGAAACUGCGUAAUCACAGUGCAGUUACCCCAUCAUUUGUGGAAAACGAUUCGAUGAAGAACAAUUCGUCCGAUUUGCAUUCUCACAAUGAAUGGUUUACGAAUACCUCGUUAGACAUGGGAAACAGUAGUAUGGCUACUUCGCAGAAAAACCAAUCAUCACUAAAACCAUACACUGCAGCGGAUUAUCUGCAAACUCUUUAUCCUCAGUUAUCAGUCUUCAAAGCACCAUUUGAAAUCGAUGAAAAGAACCCAUCCUCCGCGAAGGCUUCCCUGAAGUCAUCCCCUGUUGCACUGCAUUCGUCACCAUUGCUCUCCAGUGAUGGAACAUUUAGCAAAAACUCUUCUUCACCUUUAAUUAAACUGGCUCUUAAAGAUGACAGAACGAAUAAGCUCUCUCCAGAGAUGCAACGUAAAGUUCAGAAGGCCCUCUUAAUGUCUUUGGUAAAAUCGUCUUCUAACCUUGGACAGAGGUCCGUAGUGAAGCAAAGUCUUAGCGCACCAAGAUACAUCUCGUCGGCGUCGAACUUGCUGCUGGCGAGAUCGAAAAAAACAGGCAAGCAGGCACCGGGCUACAGAUAUUUAACAGAAGCUGGUGCCAAACUUCUCCCAGCGCAUAUUUUCUCACCGCUUGGGAGUGUGUUUAAGGACCCUUUAGGAUCUUCGCACGCUCCUUUAAAAACGAGCUCUUCAACACCUGUCCCAACAACAGCCGGAACUCAACAGAAGGCAAAAACCGAUCCCAGUAUUGAACCAACGCAGAUUGGAUUAAUCCAGCCACAGCCAAAAAUUAAUGAAGAAAAAGAACCCUCUAGCCCUCCUGCCAUUGUUCCAACACAAUCUGGUAUGAUUACAGCCGCCCCGACGACGGCGAAUCCUUAUGUUCCAACUCAAUCAGGAUUUAUAGCAAGUCCGUCUGAUCCAGCGGAGGCAAUCGUGCCAACAAGAAAACCCUUUGUUCCAACUGAGUCAGGAUUUAUCCCCCUCAACACUAAAAGAUAUAGACACGGCGUGUGGCCAGAACAUCACGAAGCAAGAAACAAACCAAAAACAGCUUUCGUUGAGCAAAGAUUGUCCUCACAUGAAACACAACUUACCUUCGAUGAUAGACAAGAACCCGGAACGCCUCAUUUGCACGCGAAAGCAGGGCUAGAAAACGAAAAUUACACGACGAAAGCUCGCGUUUUUAACAGCCGCAUUGGAGAUUCAUAUCCUGCUCAUUCCAGACCACGAAGGCAAGUGUUUGUUCCAUUACCACUUAUGCAAGCAAAUGACAAUUCACAACAAUUUGGUCAGUCAUUUAUUCCUCUCGCUGGUCAGCUUCCUGAUCAAUCACUUCUGUCCAACUUGCAACAGUUGCAGCAACCUGUUCAACAGUUUUUACCUACGCAGCCGCUGCAAUCAUUAUUAUCACAGUUUGUUCCAGCUCCUCAAGCGCUAGACCCCUUGCAGCUUUUCGGACAACCAGAUUCACGUUCUCAAUUUCCACUGCAACAAACACUUAACAAUCAGAUCUCGCAGGGUCUACUCGCACCUCAGCAAUUCCAGAAUCCAGGAGGCACAUUCGGUUUUGCGCCUCAACCCACCUUAGGUCAACUCAGCAAGACCUUGGGACUUACACCUCUUCAACACAUUCCUCCACAAAGGCCUGGCUAUCCUCAGAACGAGCCUCUGACUUCCAUUGGUCAAACAGACUUAUCCCCGGUAAGAGUAAAUGUCCCCAUGAUGGCGCCUCAGAAGAUACCCAGCUUUCUUGCUGCUAGUCAAGUGUACAGAGACUUCGAAGACGUCAAUUCAAGGUCUCAUCUGUCUGAUGAUAUCAUUGGGAACCAAAUGUCACGAGGUGACGUCGCAAGAAAUUAUUUUACCUCCGAGGAUGAUCAGUUGCCAGAGGAGCCUGAAUACGACAAAUUCGCCUAUGAAAAUGACAAGAAAACGUGGGGUAUAGACAAUAACUUCAACGAGAACGAUGGAGUUGACGGCUUGAGGGGUGAAGCCAGGAAGGAAAGGAGACUUCAUUACAUCUCAGACGAUUUAGAUGACGACAAAUCCAUCGGUGAGCCAGAGGAUAUUGAUGAAUCGCACUCCACUUCUAAUCUGAGAUACGGCACAGGAGGAAGGCGACAUUACCGUCCCAGACAUCACCACAGAAAUCACUGGGCUAAUGAAGAUACUCUUGAACCACUGAAUGGAAAAGGCAUCAUUGGACAUAACGACGGAAUCGAUGAAGAGUUGCACGACGUCGCAUUUCACCCAGCAGGUGAGACAACCGAAAAUGCCAUAAAAGAUGAUGCAUACGAAACUCCCAAUCGCAAGCACUAUCACUCUUCAAAGCACAUACGGCCAAGUUCCGAUGAAGAACAGGUUGAAACUAACCAGUUAGAGAAAGGUUCCUAUAAAGAAGACAAAGAGAGGGACGAAUUAAAUGAAAGGGCCAAAACGAGUCAAUCCGAAGCAGGUGUAUCAGACAGCGAGCCUGAUACAGGGCAACCAGAGACAGAUACAGCAGACGAUAGUGACCAGGAUACCCAUGCUGAAUCACCUUCUUCGGAUGACAAGAGUGAAAAGAACGAGGAACUAAAAGAUGGUUUAGAAGAGUCUACAAGCGAAGAAUCACCUGGUGUUUUCCCUCCGACUGCAUCAAUCUCGUUACCCAAGCCAGCUUCAGGUUCCACUUCAACGACAAUGAGAGAAAAAAUUAUCAGGAAAUUGUCUCGUAGUGCUGUUAUGCACUUAAGCUUUGAUACCAUACCGGUAAAACAGGGCGACAACAGCGUCCAAGAUGAUUCUGGUAACAAAAACGACGCAGGUCUUACCAAUGGAGCAGAAAUAUCAAACCGGACAAUGGGCUCGUGCGGCCGUGUUGUUAACCUAAAACACGGUGAAGUCAUGUACAAAGCUGAUCAAUUUACCAGGAAGCCAACGAAAGCAGCUUCUAUUGCAAUGUGGGUCAAAUCCCGAAAACCUGGACUCGUUCGUUGGUUUGACGUCGACGACGGAGCGGAAUCAUCCGCUAAUGGCAGUACUAGGAAGCUUGUUAAAGUGCCAAAGAACCAAUGGAUUCAUUUGGCGGGAACAUUCAACUCAAAGGAUGGAAUUGCGCGCGUUUACGUAAACGGUAAACUUAUUUCUGAAACAGUUGGAAAGAAAAACAAAGGGUUGCCUGAUGAUUUCACAGCCACAGGUAUUGGAGAGAAAUUUGGAGAUAAGUUCAUCUCGUUUUUAGAUGACGUUUUCAUGUUUGAUCGUGUCAUUUCUCCUGCCGAAGUGAAAGUUCUGUACAGAAAGUGCGAGUUUAAUAGAAUGGUUCUUCACUUUGGAUUCCAAAAAGUAAACACAACAACUCACCAAGUCAUGGAUCAAUCAGGUCUUGAUAACAAUGCUACUCUCGACGGAGGAGCGCACAUUCUAAACAGCGGUUGUGACAAAUGUGGCGCAUGCUUGGACGCCUCGAAUGACAAAAUUCCAAGUGUGUAUCUUGACGGGCGCAAAUUUCACCACAAACCAACCUCGGCCAUUUCCAUAGCGUCCUGGAUCAGUUUAAACCAAACUAAAGGACGUCACUCCAUAUUCCAAGCAGUGAGCAACAAAAACGACGAAUGGCAUGAUAUUUACAACUUGGAAGUAGUGAACGGAAAAUUGCACUGGCGCCACAAGACCGCUGCCAGUGGCGUGAUAUUCGACAUCAAAACUGACGAUGUUGCGAUACCCGAAGGCCUUUGGAGUCACGUGACUGCUACUUACAGCUCUGAAACCGGUGACGCCAAAAUUUACGUGAACGGUCUUUUAAGAGGGAGUUUUAACAAUCCUCACAAGCCGAAAUUAUCCGAUGCCUGGGGUCGUGUUUUGAUCGGGGGUCAUUUACCAGAUGGUAAAAAUUUCGCCGGACUCUUGGACGAGUUUUUCAUAUACAACUGGGAGCUGGACCAAUCUGAAGUGCGGUUUGUGUUAAAAUACUGCGCUGAUAAACCGAAACUUGUCUCCUUUACUGUGCGUGUGCCGCUGUUUAAGCGACAAAAGGUACAAAGUGCUCCUGCAGCCUUGAAAUAUUUGUAAUGCUGGAGAAAUUGGAGAACAGAAAAAGCGGUAGUCAUGUUGAAAAACAUACGCCAAGGCAGUUCUAGAACAGGCCCGAACCUUCCGGUCAGUUUCAGACUUAUCGGACUUAUCGCUCGGUGACAAUUCCUUUUUUGGUUCAGUUAAAAGCGUGAACAUGAACACUGAUUCCGACUCGUUGUGAACUAACAAAGUAGGAAUUUCUGGAAUCGAAGAAAUUUGAUAGUACCCGCAAGGGUGUUAUUGUUUUUACAAUAAAACUUCUGAUGUUAAACAUUGCUAUAUGGAAACCGUGAAAUAAACAUUUUUACCAGAAAAACCGCGUGUCUAGCUCUUCGUUUCAAAAACGAGAAGUGCUCUAAAGAGGGCUUUUAUAAAGGCAGUCAAAAAAGAAAGGAAGAAACUACUACAACUUAUGAAUUAACGUCUAGAUAAUGAGUUUUUUAUAAAAUAUGGACUGUUUAAUAAUAAUAAUGAUAACAAUAAUAAUAAUAAUAAUAAUAAUAAUAAUAGCAAUUUUAUUGGGCUCGUUAAAAUUCUUCACUAAACCUUUACAUGAUCAUGAUAAUUAUUUACAGCACAAAACUAUUUACAGUAGCAAUUGUAUCAAAAUCGUUAAAAAAAGUAGGCAAAAUGUAGUUUACAAAAAUAAAUAUAAUGAUAAAUAAUACUACUACUGAUAAUAAUAAUAGCAAUAAUAAUAAAUUAUAAUCGUUUGCUCACGAUGUGGCCAUUUGCGAUGGAGGUCAUGACGUAUCGACUGCAUACUGCUAGUCUUAUUAUUGUCCUUCUCCACGAUGAACAACUACAACCUGUUUUUACAUCGAUUGUAUGUUUUUAAAAUGAAUUGCUAUUAAAUAUUGAGAAAUAACAGAUACAACCCAACUACAUGGAUGCAACAAAAGACUUGAAAACGAGUAGCGUAUUUAGUUACGAAUUAAUAGCACAGCGACAACGGUGGUAGGUUAAUAACUCAACGUAAGCGUGUCACAAGUAGAUCACAAUUGGGUUUGGUCUUGCAACAGUGAUUGAACAAAUUGAAUUGUAUACAUUAUUUCUGUAAAGAUUAGUUAAUUAAAAAAACGACACACGUUCCCUGGACAAGUUACAACGCUUAGGCCCAGGUCAAACGUCGAACUUCACAUGAGACGAACUAAAUUGUAAUUUUGGGUCAAACGUCGAACUUAAUUCGAAUUAAGAUCGACCAGCACGUUCUCAGUUGAGUCGAACGUCGAACUUAAUUCACUCAAUUUAGUUCUUUUCAUGUAAAGUUCGACGUUUGACCUGGGCCUUAAUAUAGUAACGGAGAAACCUAAAGAAAACACAUCAAUACUUUAGAAGAUCAAAAUGUUUCAGCUAUGAUUUUAGUGCGUUAGAAAUUCAUUAGUUCUUAUAAUAGUGAAUUUGUCCAAUAAUUAAGCUGCACACUUGACUCUACCAAUUAGCGUAAUCAAUAUGAAUCUGUCCGGCAGAAUUCAAUUCAGGAUGCUCAAAUUUGUCAAUUCAAUUUCUCAAGUCAAUAUAAAAGUAACGCUUGUCAUUUUAUGCAACGUUUCAUUGUUGCUUUCUUUUAUGGGUCAAAGCGAACUUUAAUAUCCAGAGGAACGAAAACACUCUUACCUGGGUGAUUCCGACAUUCCUUUAUGGACAUACCGCAGCAUCUUUGGGUCUAUGGCUUGAAACAACAGUUCAAACAUGAAAUGAUAUGUUUUCGGGACAGAAACAGAGAAACCUAUCCCUUCGAAGAAUGGCUUUUAACAGCCGUUUUGAGGGUUACUUUUUCUCAUUUGCAUUACAAUGUAAUUC